Molecule: messenger RNA, 3519 nt
Organism: Didymosphaeria variabile
Lineage: Eukaryota; Fungi; Ascomycota; Dothideomycetes; Pleosporales; Didymosphaeriaceae
Gene: NST1
Product: Stress response protein nst1
Exons: 2
Coding region: 1-3519 (1172 amino acids)
Source: RefSeq, a predicted model, not a curated record
AUGGCCCAAGGCACGCGAACGGCCGCCGCCGCUCCAACGGCACCAGCACCCUCCAACGGCGUCGCGGGCACCCACGCAACCCCAGCCGCCGCCGUGAAUCGCAAGAAGCAGAAGCGGCGGGAGAAGGAAGCCGCGAAGAAGGCAGCAGAGGCUCAGAAGCAGCCCGCGGUACCUGUGAAGAACGGCAUACCGCCGCCUGCCCACCAACCCGCUCAGCACCACCACGUGCCGCCCGCCCACCAGCAGGCGCCGCAGUACACAGACGUCGACUACCAAGCCGAAUUCGACGACGGCACUCCGCAUGACGAAGAGGGCGACUUCUAUUCGGACGAGGCGGACGAUGGCUACUACGACGAGCAGGGUUAUCCGACUAACGGUCAUUAUGAGCCUGGGUACUCACCACGACCGCCGACCGAAAACGUGGGCAAAAAGGGCAAGAAAAAAUCAAAAGCCUUGCCGCCAUCUCAACCUGCAUACCACAACACUCCCUUACGACCGAAUCACAAUGCGCGCAAGCCCAACGCCAACAAGAACAACCGCAUAUGGAACACCACAACCCAGGAAGAGCGGGAGCGCAUACGCGAGUUCUGGCUGUCGCUGGGCGAGGACGAGCGCAAGUCGCUGGUCAAAAUCGAGAAGGAAGCGGUUCUGCGCAAGAUGAAGGAACAGCAGAAGCAUUCCUGCAGCUGCACAGUGUGUGGGCGGAAACGGACGGCAAUCGAAGAGGAGCUAGAAGUCCUCUAUGACGCAUACUACGAAGAAUUGGAGCAGUAUGCAACCCACCAUACAUCCGCCGGUAACAUUUUCUCUCAUGCUAAUUACGGUUUUCCUCCCAGUGCCCCUCGUCCGAUUAUGCCGACCCAUGCCUCGCCGGGGCACUACAGCGAUCCCGAAGAGUACUCAGGUGACGAAGAGGAGGGUGACCAAGACUACUCUAAUAGUGAGAUAUCAUCUGAGGAAGACUACAGUGAGGAAGAGCCGAGCUUACCACCGCCCGAAACUGCAGAUUUUCUCCGGUUCGGCAAUAGUCUACAAGUAAAAGGUAUUGCAUCUGUCAUGUCGCUGUUGCGGGAGAGACUGAUGCAUUCUCCAGGCGGAAUCCUAACGGUGGCCGACGACCUGCUCAAAAACGACGGGAAGAAGUUCAUCGAAAUGAUGGAGCAACUCGCAGAGCGGAGGAUGCAGCGAGAGGAAGAGGCACAAUAUCAAGCUCAUCCUUCCAUGUACCGAGGAGGCCCUCACAACUCUCAUCACAACCCGCCGCCGGAAGAAGAUGACUUCGACGACGAAGAAGAGGAUGAGGAAGGUUACGAAGACGGGGACUACGAGGACGAUGACGAGGAUGAAGAAGACACUAUGACCGAAGAGCAGCGGAUGGAAGAGGGGCGACGCAUGUUUCAAAUAUUUGCCGCGCGAAUGUUCGAACAGAGGGUCCUCCAAGCAUAUCGUGAAAAGGUCGCAAAAGAGCGCCAGGAGCAACUAUUGCAGGAAUUGAUAGAGGAAGACCAGCAACAGGAGCUUAAGGACGCGAAGAAAGCUAAAGAAGCGGCGAAAAAGAAGGAGAAGAAAGAGAAGCAGAAGCAGCUGAAGUUGGAAGAGAAGGCACGCAAGGAGGCUGAGCAGGCCGCCAAGGAGGCUGAGCUAAAAGCAGCUGAGGAGAAGAGACAAGAGGAACAGCGGAGGAAGAAGGAUGAACAGAGGAGGAAGAAGGAAGCCGAGCGCAAAGCUCAAGAGGAAGAAAAACAGCGGAAGGAGGCUGAACGCGUUCGUCGACAACAAGAGGAACGUGAGCGGCAGCAAGAAGCUGAGCGAAAGGCGCGAGAGCACAAGCAACAGGAGAAGAAAGCCCGAGAAGAAGCUAAGCGGAAGGAACGCGAGGAACGUGAGGCGAGAGAGAAGGAGGCGAAGGAAAAGAAAGCUCAGGAUGAAAAGGACCGGCGAGAACGUGAGGCCAAGGUGAAAGUAGAGAAGGAACGGGCACGAAAAGAAGAGCAAGCCACUGCUCAGAGUACGGCUGCGCCGGCUAAGAAGAACUCACAUCCCGUCGCUGUGGCUCUGCCACCUCAGUUGCUGAAGCAAACUUCUUCAACGGGAUUUCCUUCGCCCCACGUAACACCGGCUGUACCAAAAGCGCCCACACCAAGCAGACCACGUCAAAGCUCGCAGCAAGGUUCGCAUGGAUCAUCUCCAAAGCCUUCGAGUAAAUCAAUGUCGCCUGCUUCACACGCGCAGGCCCCCAUCGUUCCCAAGUCAAUCCUUACCAAACCACCGACCUCGCAACAGCCUACUCCGGCACCUCCAACGCAGCCUACAUCGCCAAUGCCUCCAAUAGGCCCACCCCCUGGGAUGCCAAUACCCCCAAACAUGGGUAUGGGCAACAUGCCGCCUGGUCUGAACGGUUUUCCCGGACAGAUGCCAGGCAUGAUGGGUCCCGGUCGCAGCAUGCCAAUGUUUCCGCCCCAGCCUAUUGCGCAGCCUUUCCGCGGUUUCCCACCUCCAGGCAUGCAUGCACCAAACCCUAUGCCGAUGGGCCGAGGAUUCCCUAUGGAUGGACCUCCUCCAGGUUUUGGCCCAAUGCAAGGUUUCCCGACACCGACUCACCCUCCUGGUUUUGGAAUGGGUAUGCCCACUCACUCACGGCAAGCAUCAGGCUCCUUCGAUAAGCAGAACGCCGAUAGCCCUAUCGGUCCACCAGGAGCACAUCCCAUCCAGCGACCAGCGCCCAUUCAACGCCCAUCCAGCACCAAGCCUCACGAGGUCCAUGGCGAAGUCGAUGAGCUCGCAGAUCAUCUAGGGAGCAAAGCUUUGUUGGAUGACGCAGAAGACCUUGAUCUUGACGAAUUCAACCCCACGGCGGCACGUAGGAGGAGCACACAGCCUGGACAUGGCUCGUUGCGCGGAGCGCCACUUGGAUUCGGAUUUGCCGACGUGCCAGGGCCGCCCCGACCUGAGAUUCCUGGACCAUUUGCAGGCUCGAACAAUGCGAGCGUCUGGGGAACGCCACCGAUGGGCGGCAUGCCUUUUCCGAUGCCUGGCGCCGGCUGGGGUACCUCUCCAACGUCCAACAUCUUCAGCAAUCCGUUUCCCAUGAUGUCAGCGCAGCGACCGAACGAACAACGAGGACCGGGUGAGCAGCGGCUUGUCUGGCUCCGACGCAUAGUAUGCUCGACUUGCAAGAUGCUGUCCAUGCGGCAACCUGGUGCAGAUGGUUAUAUGGACGCUCAGGAGGUCCACAGUCAUAUCGAGUCGGCGCGUGGGCCUACCGAACCUACGGUGGGCAUGCAGGAGAUCAAGGAGGCAUGCGACAUCAUCGGGGACAACAACAACGGUGGUGGGUCUCUUGAAUACAAAGAAUCACCACCCGGGCAGCUGAGCCACAUCAAGUUCGUGGACGCGGGCGCCAUACCGCCGCCCACGCUCGGCGAGAUUGGUAGCCCCAUCCCUUCGCACAGCGUGCCGGUGGGAGGAGGAUUUGGAGCGGGCAGGCCGUUUCCUGGACUUGGGCCGCAGGCUUUCUGA